Messenger RNA from Metarhizium acridum CQMa 102, 4137 nucleotides. RefSeq lists its product as uncharacterized. The record is from RefSeq and is a predicted model, not a curated record. NCBI's taxonomy places the organism in Eukaryota, Fungi, Ascomycota, Sordariomycetes, Hypocreales, Clavicipitaceae.
AUGGCCGACAGUAACGCCCUUCUCGUGCCAAUUCAGCUUCAAGCAUUCUCUCUUAACCCAGCUGUGUGUGGCACAGGACAAGACAAUGACAAGGGAGCUCGUAUUAUCCCCAUCACGCAGCCCAACUAUACAUUCCUGCGGCUGGACAACUUCGUUGUGCAGAGCGACGUUCUAAACCACGCCGAUCUUCACAAUGCGGCCCCUGCCAGCAGUAACUCGCGCAUGACGGACCUGGGGUCAAGGACGUUCGCCCCUCGCCGGAAUCGCCACGGCAUUUACCUUCACUGGAUUCUUCCUCAGCUGUAUCGCUCCGGCGUGGCAGCUACGGACUCAGUCUCUUCGGAGCGUCUCAGCGACGAGCGCCUCAGGCAAGGAUUGCCCGAUCGCGACAUCAAAGUCGAACCCAAGGCCGGAGAGGCAUCGACUCCCGAAUUCCUCGCUCCGCCAACCCGAUGGAUCGUGGUUCGAAAGCUCAAUAUGGACAGCAUCGACCCCGCAGCGAAAUCCCAGUUCAAGCAGUACCAGGCCUGGGUUAUCGAAAGCGACUACCGCUGGACGCUGGAUGAUAUUCCGCUCAGCUACGACCUCGAGGUGGAUGUCUCGCCGUAUAUCGUGGGUGUCGCGGGCUCAGGCGACGAAAACGCCAUCGAUCAGCAAGCUGAGGUCUUUAUCGGCAGAAAGACGCCGCUCGAGGAGUGGUCUGCGUCGACGGAUGCUCAGUAUGCGGAUAUCGACAUUCUCCGCAGCGGUAACCAGCUCUUCGCCGACUUUCAGCUGCACAACACCAACGUCUUUAGCAUUUUGGACAACUUUGAGUACAAAGGUCCUAAUAAAGAGACGUGCUACCUCGAUGUGGCCACUGCAAGCUAUUACCUCUUGGGGUGGCAUUCGGACAACUCUAGCGAUCCGCUGUGGGAUCCAAUGAAGCGAUACACUCAUGAGCAACGUUUGGAUGCCCUAUUUAUGACUCUCGCCGACACCGGCAACCCGGAUGUGACGGAGGCUUGGCUCAAGUCAACAGAUCCUGCUAGGCUCUGUUUACACGGCGCAAUGUACGACGUCAAAUGGGACCACAAGAAUAAGCCAGCGUCUGUCCCGGCAGAUGACUUCUCCCAACGCGUGCUUGAUCAGCAGGUCCCCUCCUUCUCAGUGGGCACAACUCCCCUGGAUGCGUUGAUGACGUACUGCUCAGCGAGAGAAGGCCUUGAAAAGGGAGUUGUGGCGAAGCUGGAGGAAGAUCUCCUGGCCAUAGACUCCCUGCUGCAUGCUCGUGAUGACGGCGUCGAGGGCCAGCGCGAAGCCAAGGACACGGUCUACAACUGGAAUUUCUCCCGCUUCAAAGGCGGAGCACACUUCUUCUUUGGCGGGCAAGACAGCCAAGGGCAGCCAACCAAGCCGACUGACGCUGCCAUCGAUGCUUUGAAUGAAGCCAACCAGAUACAGCGUAUCUUGGAUGCCUGCCGCCGUCUGGCUGAUCAAUGGCGCUGGGAUAUGUUCUCGACGUGGUGGAAGUUCGUCAGCACCGUCUCCAACAAAGAGGAUGGAGACGACAAGACCAAGACUGAUGCUGACGCCAUCUCACAACGUCUGCAGGAUCUCAGCAAGUGCAUAGCUGAGCUGGAAACCCAGCUGGAAAGCAGACUUCAUAGUGCCGACCAUGUACUGGCCGAGGCAAAAUCAGGGACUUUACCAUUCUACUAUAGCGCCAAAGACCCGACACUGUUGGUUGGGGGCGUCGAUUCGGGAUGGCCGACGGACUUUUCGAAUAAUGUCCCGGUAAGACUCCCCGUGCAGACCGUAACAGUAUCGUCACCAUCAAGCCUCCCGCCGGCUCUCUCCAGUCUAAUCUCGGCCGUCCAAGCCGUGCUCCCGUUAACUGCGGCUAGCCAACUUCUAACAGAAUUCUACGCCCUGCAACCCUGUCAGCUACCGCCAGAUGCACCUACACAAGGUCAUGCGUAUCCUCAUUUCCACGAGAAGGGUACCCCGGAGAGGCCAUCGCGGGAUAAUUGGGGUGACCAGCAGCCAUGGUUCCCGCUCUAUGUUGAAUGGGAGGUCGAGUACACCCAUGUGCCGUAUGAAUUAUGGGUUCUAGACGAACAGACUGCGCGUCUUUCGGCCAACAAGAUGGUGCGUUACGGUGUUGAUGCAUCAGACAAGCCCCUUUGGCAGAAGCUCCAGGACCCCCAUGACACUCGCAUCCUCUCUGGGAGAGUGCUCAUCCUCCCACAGCCAAGCUUCUCGCUCAAGAACAAAGUGACGCAGCUCAUCUCAGAUACUCCGCCGCAGAUCUUGGACCAGUACCUCGAGGAGUGCGGCCUCGAAGAGUCUGACCUCCAGGAGCUGGUGGACAAUAUCGGCUCUCUGUCCUAUCUAUCCUGCCCGCUGUCCGGUAUCACCCAGGGGCUCCUCACUCUUAGCAUGGGCGCGCAUAUCAAGCCCGAGAAUAAACAGUUGACUGACCAAGGCGAGACAGUUGUCGCAGUCAAGGCGGCCGAGUUUGACGCCGCCGGCCUGACCAAGGAGCGGAUCGAACUCAUCAUGGGCAACUCGAGCGUGACCCCGUUCGCAGCCAUGGUGAGCUUUAGCAACGCUGCAUUCUGCCCUUUCAAGCCCGUGACACAUGGACAGAUGGCAUUUAGAAAGCUCAACAUCAUAGACAAGUUCGGCCAAGCCAUCGUAGCCAUCGACCCGCAGCCGCAGCCGCAUAAUCAGCCGCCGCCUCCUCUCUUUCCUGGCAUCAGUGACUUUUACGAACCGCAGGCGGUCCUCCAAGACGGUACCCUCGUUGCCAAUGCUGUCCAACCGCAGAAUAACUCGGCCUGUGAGUUUAUCCAGCUUCCACCGCAGAUCAACCAACCUGCACGACUCAACGCCGACUUCAUCAUGCCGACUAUGUCGAUAGACGGUGGUGCCUCAAGACAGUCAUCAUACUGGCGCUCUGCCACGGAAUGGGAGAACCCUAUAUGGGGCUGGAUAGUAGUCAACUACGCCGACUACGGUAUCCAACUGUUUCUGCAGGACGGCACGUUUUACGGCGAGGUGCGGAUCGGAGGGCCUGGGAACGCCCUCGAGGAGCCCAAGUGGUCGCCCUUUGAGCCAGACAAGACAAUCUCCACGGCAGAUGCCCUCCGACUGGACGCCUUGAUCCUGCGGCUCAAGAACAAAGACUAUCUCAAAGGAGUCUGGGCCAUGCUCACAACUGCCCUCGACAACUUGGCCCCCGCACCGGACGCCUACGCCCAGUUCCUCAGCUGCACCAUCGGGAAGCCCCUUGCGCUGGUAAAUAUGGGCUGGUCGCUGGAGCUGGCAGGGCCACCCCUAAGUAACCAGAGCACGCGCACUGGAGAGCACUCAUCAUCUCCGGAGAGAGAUCUCGUGGACGAUACAGACCCGAACGGCGAGCACUCGUACGUCUUCCACGUCAAGCUCGGCGACAAAGAGCGAGAAUACGACGGACUCGUCGGCUAUUUCGACGGCUACUUGGAGCCCGAGAAGAACGAAGAUCUAAACUACGACAUGAUUAGCACGUAUUUUACAGGAGAGAACCUCGAUAGGCCGUUCGAUAACCUCCGGGCCCUGACCAAAGACACAUAUCCCACCUUUAAGCCUUACUGGCUCUCACCCAUGAGUCCCAGCGAUGAAAGCAAAACCAUGGAUGCGGAUGUCUUCACGGACCGUCACAAUGCGUAUCUGCAUCCAUUUGGUGCUAUUGUCGACCCCUUUACGGCAGUGCACGGCUACUCUUCUUUUCUACCGGCCAAGGCGCUCCAGCUACCAGCUUGGACUUGGCAGUCGGCCAUGCAGAAUCUCAUGGCAUUUUUCCACUGGGGACCUGUGACGCUCACAAGCGACGUAGGGCCGUACUCUGCCGAUGACAAGCUGACCAUGGCAAAGGCAAAGAUGCGCCCUGGGCGGAACGUGUCGAUACCAGGGCUGGGGCCAGGCGAUGAGUGGAACUGGCUGCAGCCAUACGACGAGGGUGGACAAGGCCAGCCAUCAUUUAACGCAAUGGGUAUAGAGAAGCGAGGAAAUCUGACCGUCCCAGGGUUCCAAAAGGCCCCAUACACGGCGAUUGAAGGCUUUUUGCAAUUGAGGAGACCGGUGAUGCAGGGUAAGGGAGAUGAUAAUACAUAA